AUGCCUGACACACGAAACUACAUCUUCGAUCCGAGUGGAAGAGUGACCUUCAUCCUGACUACAGCGUCAUUCAUUCCCCAAGACUUCCCCGAUCCAACAAAUGUCGACGAGCUUGUUCCCAUCGAUCUUUCGCCAGCCCACUUACCUGACAAGAAGCGUCCUCAGCAGAGAAACAACAACCCCUCACAGACAGCUUCAUCGGCUCCUCUACGACCCAUGAUAUCAAGUCGUCCCUCGAAGAGAGUGAACUUGGAAAUCACCACAACCGUUGCAGAACAGGUGUCCGACGAAGCAACCACUACAGAACCCCAAACCACCACCGAGGAUCAGAUUCAAGCAUCUGAUACAAAGCUCAAGUUCUGGUCGCCUGUGUUCGAGAAAAUGUUCACCGGCGCGUGGAAAGAAAGCGACGAGCUGCAAAGAAAUGGGACAGUCACGCUCGAGAUCCAGGACUGGAACCUCUGGCCUUUUCUCAUCCUGAUGCAGCUCAUGCACUUCGAAAGACACCCUGCGAAGCUCGACAUCGACACGUUGACGGAAGUGGCUCUCCUGGCCGACUACUACCAGUGUCGGAAGGAGCUUCGGAAAUACCUGAGCCUGUUGCUGAACGAGACAAGCGAGGAUAUCCCGCCGUCGCACGCGCACGCUACGUAUAUGAACUGUCUCUGGGUGUCGUGGUAUCCGAGGAGCUGGGGCGAGUUCGGCAGCUACGCUCAGCUGACAAUCUACUACGCUGAUGGUCCGAUCUGCGCCAACGGAUUGCCCAUUCGUCGUCACGUGCUAGAGAAGCUCGAUACCGCUCGGACUGGUGCCCUCACUGAGAUCAUACGCCGGCUUCAAGAAAGUUACCUCGACGUACAGCAGGCGCGACGGCGCAACGUGCGCUACUGCGGCAGAUGCGAUACGAUGCUGGCUCGAGCCUUGGGAGUGGAUCUGUUGGACGACAACCCGGUUGAGUGGCCUGUGGCUCCUUUCCUCGGCCUCAGUAUCUUUCAGCUCAUGCAGACGACGAGGGAAGAAGAGAACCGUCCGGUGCUGGUGGGGCAUAGGGGCUGUGUCUUCCAGUUUGUAAGUCCUACGGAGGAUCGUUCAAUCUCCACACUUUUGUACCGGCUUGGGAUCGAGCGAGUUACUUUGAUGGGGUGCUUGGACGAGAUGUCUGGAGAUCAAAGAUAG
Messenger RNA from Aspergillus homomorphus CBS 101889, 1176 nucleotides. RefSeq lists its product as uncharacterized. NCBI's taxonomy places the organism in Eukaryota, Fungi, Ascomycota, Eurotiomycetes, Eurotiales, Aspergillaceae. Gene Ontology annotation, molecular function: protein binding. The transcript is spliced from 3 exons. The coding region runs from base 1 to 1176 and encodes 391 amino acids. The record is from RefSeq and is a predicted model, not a curated record.